GGAGAGCGCGGCUGAGCGCGGCUAGCGUCGCGCCAGCGUAGCCGGCUGGCGCGGCCGGCGCGGCGGCGGCGGCGGGACCAGCGGGACGGACGGGCGUCCUCGGCGCUGCCGGUGGCGGCGUGUGGUGCCGUUGGUCGUGCCUUACCCAGCAUGCCCCGCGCGCGGCAGCAGUCCCCCACCCAUCCUCCGCGAGCCACUUGGUAGGGUGGAUAACACCCAUGCGUGUGACGCUAGAAGAUGGACAGCAGUUUUUUCGGUGGUGACUGAGCGGACCCGGCCCGAUGGAUAGUUGCUCCGAGAUGUACCUGGAAUAACUCUGCUGCGACGGUUUGCGUCCCUCUGUGCGGUAAUCUUUGGAACCAACGGCGGAGUGCAAGACGUUCUUAGGCCUAAUGUCAUGGGCUGUUUUGGAGGCUCGAGCUCAAAAAGCGACGCCGAAGAGGAUAAACGCCGGAAGGAGGCCAAUAAGAAAAUCGAGAAACAGAUUCAAAAGGACAAACAGAUUUAUAGGGCGACACACCGGCUGUUAUUACUAGGUGCUGGCGAAUCUGGAAAGAGUACAAUAGUGAAACAGAUGAGAAUACUCCACGUCAAUGGUUUUAGCGAGGAAGAGAAGAAACAAAAAAUAGAAGAUAUCAAAAAGAACAUACGAGAUGCCAUCCUGACUAUCACAGGUGCCAUGAGUACGCUGGUUCCUCCAGUUCAACUACAGAAGUCCGAAAAUCAGUGGAGGGUGGACUACAUCCAGGAUGUAGCCAGCUCCCCGGACUUCGACUACCCUGCCGAGUUCUACGAGCACACGGAGAUCCUCUGGAAGGACAAGGGCGUCCAAGCUGCAUUUGAACGCUCAAACGAGUAUCAGCUAAUUGACUGUGCUAAAUAUUUCCUUGACAGAGUGGCUACCAUUAAGCAGCUGGACUAUACACCGAACGAGCAGGACAUCCUACGAUGCCGUGUAUUAACCUCGGGAAUAUUUGAGACAAAAUUUCAAGUAGACAAGGUCAACUUCCACAUGUUUGACGUGGGAGGCCAAAGGGACGAGAGGCGCAAGUGGAUUCAGUGCUUCAACGACGUAACGGCCAUCAUCUUUGUGACGGCCUGCAGCAGCUACAACAUGGUGCUCCGUGAGGACCCCAACCAGAACAGGCUUCGGGAGUCCCUUGACUUGUUCAAGAGCAUCUGGAACAACAGGUGGUUACGGACAAUAUCUGUGAUCCUGUUCCUUAACAAGCAGGAUUUGCUAGCGGAAAAAAUCAAGGCUGGCAAGUCUAGGUUAGAAGAGUACUUUCCAGAAUUUGCACACUACCAAACCCCUUCGGAUGAACCACGGUUAAAUCCGUUUCAACCCGGAACUCCACACACCGUCAUAGAGACAGGAGAAGAUCCCGAAGUCAUUCGAGCAAAGUACUUCAUCCGAGACGAAUUCCUGCGCAUCAGCACAGCCAGUGGCGAUGGCAAGCACUACUGCUACCCACACUUCACCUGUGCCGUGGACACGGAGAACAUCCGCCGCGUAUUCAACGACUGCCGAGACAUCAUCCAGAGGAUGCACCUCCGCCAGUACGAGCUCUUGUGAUGUGCACUUGCUCCCCUUUUCUUCUCUCCCUGUUAUUUUUGCCUUCUUUCCCUCGGACCUUUCCCUCUAGUCUCUGUUUCUCUGCUCAUCCAGAUGGCCCCCCACCCGAGCCCAUUUUCCUGUGUUGCGUGUCUGUGUGUGUGUGACUGAGUGACUGAGCGAGCGAGUGUUGAGCAGCUGUGGUGCAGCCUUCUGUUUGGUUUGGCCCCUCGUGAGCUUUUGCCCUUAAACUCGGACAUUGCUGCUGCCCCCUUCUCCACUGCCCCUCGUUGGCCAGGGGGCCCCCUGUGUGUGCACUGCCAUGGCAACACAGUCACAUGUUACUGCUCCUUUCCUCUUCUGACUUUCCCCUUUUCUGUCUGCUACCAGAGUAUGCCAGGACUGGCAGCCAGGAGUGCACUUUGGUUUGUUUUACGUUUGCUCUCUCUUUUUGGGAGAGACAGUUUAUCACUGCCUGCGUUUACCUGGUGGCCGCCCCAUCACUGGCCGAGUCUUUGACGAGGCGUGCUUGUGGGACUUCCCCGUGGUGAGGUGCCAGGCCUUGCGGGGAAGCUGGCAGCAUAGCUCGAGGACUGAAACUGUGCGGGGCAACUGUUGCAAAAUUCCUGUCACAAGCGUCUGCCAUGUGGGCAAAUUCCGCGGCCGGAACGCUUAUCCAGCAGUGUGUUGGCUUCUUGAAACAUGGCCGGCAAACAGUGUAUAAACUUGUCUUGCUUCAGGCUUUUUUUUUUGUUUUUGUUUUUGCUGGUAAAUUGUUUUGAGAGGCAUUUUAAAGCACUUCCCUUUUUUCUUGGGAGCAUCUUUUGAGUGGCAUCAGGGGAUGGGCACCACCAAGUGUGGGGGUCAAGGGGGCAAACCAAUUUCCUGUCUUUGGUUUUAUUUUUGUUUGUUUUGUUGUAAGUAGGCAUCUCUGGUGUGCUGGUUGUGUGUGUUUGCAAUUUUAGUGCUCUUUUUAAAUUAUUGAGGCGUUAGAGUUGUCAGUGGCCAUUGCUCUUAGAAGUAAAAUGUUGUGCAGCCAGCCUGGUGGAGGGUAGAGGAAGGGGCAGGAACUUUCUGUGAACCUUGGCUAGACUCCAGUGGCAGGCUGGGGUGGAGGGCUUCCCAGACACCGGGACGCUCGCAGACGUCCCAACUGCGCUGCUUUGUGGCUGCCAGCUUCUUGGUUUCAGCUUUUUUUUUUUUUUUUUUAAUGGCUCUAAGUCUGCGGUACUGUUGCUGGUGCAGGUUCAAGAACCUGAUGGCUUCCAUUUGCAACUGUUACUGCUCGUUUUAUGUUCUUCAAAGUCUGGCACACAUUUUAAUCUGGAAUGGUACCCUUUGCGCAUUGUGCCAUAUUACUGGGCUUUAAUCUACAACAUGUAACGGCACAAUGGUGGUAAUGCUUUAGUCAUGGCCUCAAUUCGGGAUUAAAUCGCCAACCGACCUGGACCAGGUUCCUUGGGGUCACACUUUGUUUGUGUCAGCUUCUGUUCGCAUGUGCUUCUAUGCCCAAAGUAGUGGAACAGAUCCCUUGUCAGAGUCCUGCAAAGUUGCGCUUUCGUCUGCCCAUGUGCAUGCAACUCUUAAAUUGCUCCAUUGUUAGACCAAAAUAUACAAUAUACAUACAUCUGAUUGCUGUAACACAGUGUGUUCCCAUCUCGGAGAUUUAGCAACCUUAAACUUCCUAUGCAUCUUCACUGACUGAUCGGAGCAAAAAGUCUCUUUGUAGAUGGAUAAUGUUUUUUUGUUGUUUUUUUUUUUUCACAAGAACACUGUGUUACAGAAGUUGUUAUUGACAUUGAUGUACUGCUCAUUAUCGUCAUCCUUUUGGAAGCUCGGCCAGUUUGGAAGUGGUAUUUGUGAAGUUUCAUCGCACGAUAGAAGCGGUAGUGAUACCCGGUAGGGAUUAACGUGUUGCUGCUUGUCUGAAAUUAAAGAAAAUUGUCCUGCUCAACUUAGUACACAGCUGGCAAUAGAUCUGCACUUUUGACUCGUUGAUUCUUUGAAGAAGUGACACUCUAGGCAUUGAAGAGCCGUGCCGGCUCACACGAGCCUACUGGAUUUUCCGGGAGGCCCUGGGCUAGACCGAAACCCCGAGGAUUUGGUCCUUUGUGCUCCUCUGGCCGAUUGCUCGGGGCACCUCGGGUAUGAGCAGCUAAACUGCCUACACGGUUGCUGGAAAGACGUGCCAGUGCCACGUGGCUGGGGGCAGUGCUUCUGCCGGUCUAGCUGCACCUGUCACAACAGUGCUCCUUCCUCUCCCUCCAGUGGUGUGUUGGUGCAACAGUGUAAAUAGUAUCAUGGUGGCUUGCAGAUGUAGUGGAGAAGGGAAGCCCAUGGAGGACCUCUUGGGAGUGACUGGCGAAUCUGGGGGCACCUUUGUAGUACAGCUGGGGGGGACGCGCCCCCAGGGUUUGAUUUACAUGCUCUGUAGUGGAACCUGUCCCCGCAGUUGGUCACCCAUGGUUUUUGUACUUCUCAGAUAUGAAGAAAAACAUUUAUCUGGGGUUCUGCUCUUUUGGCCGAAUUUUGACAAGCCCCUGCCCCUCUUUUUGUGGUUUUCUCCUGUGUGCAAUGUGACCCUCAUUCUCAAUCAUUGCAUUUAUGAUUGAGCGCGAUGCAAACAGUGACAAAGUGCCCCGAAGUGAAUAACAUUUUUUGUUCUGCUUUUUUUAUUAACGGCGCACAAACUCCGGGAGGUAGACAGUGCUGUGUGUUGUUGCCGGCUUCAUCUUGGUUCGUUGGGGACUCUCAGUCGGCCAUGGCGUGCAACCAGGCUGAGGCAAAAUCGCUGUCCGUCCCUGGACUUGCUGAGUGUGUUGUGCCGUGUUUUCCUAGCUUCCCGUAUUUUUUUUUUUUUUUAUUAGCAAGACUGCGCGCAUGUGAAUGUGUGUGUGCAGGAGAUCAUGGGUGGCGCUUGAUGGUUAUGAUUUUCUUUGACCCUGCUCCCAUAUUUCUCUUUCCUUGGCUUUUUUUUUUUUUAAUUUAAUCCCAUAAUUUGUACAGAUCCAGAGGAAUUUCAGAAAAUGCAAAAAAAAAUGUUGAAAAGUUACAAAAAAAAGCAAGUGUUGUUCCGUACCCAAGUAGGCUCAACUGUUGGAUCUUUCCUUUUUUUCUUUUGUAUUCUAAAGAAAGGCAUUGUGUUUGUUGUGUAACUUCUGCGCACUUGUCUGUUUUUACUUGGCGAUAAACCUGAACACAAAAGAUGAAUUUGAGUUGUUUUUUUCUGAACAUGAGCUGCAUACAUUUGUAGUCAUUUUGGCAUUUAAACUGCCUUGUGCAUGGAAUCAAAAGCAGCCCAGCAGAUUCAGUGGUUUGUCUGGGGUGUUUUACAAUUGAUGUGAGUUUGUACACGGGGUAAUAGCAGAGUGUGCGACACUGCGUGCCUCAAGAUUGAUCGCAAAUGCUGUGACAAUGUUGGCAACUGUCGGUAGGGAAAGAAAAAGUGCAAAACCUCACACUUCUUUUUUUCUUGCGAAUAGUAGUGACAUAGACAAGUGAAUCUGUAUGUGCAAAUUAAGCAGUAUGUCUACUUUCUCCUUCAUACUGUUUGCAGUCAAAAACAGUGUGUAUGUUCGUAAUACUUCAUUUUGAUAGUAAGUAUAAGUUGUUGGAGUAAUUUGUACAAUCGUGCUAGUUGUGAAGGGGCACUGGAGGCAGCUUUGUGCGAAGCUGUGGGCAUCGUCGGAGGCAAGCCGCAAGGAGCCACAUGCCGAGUGGCCCAGUCCCGUUCCAUUACUUUACUGCAGUCUACCUCCAUGGUGCCUCUAGUUGUGUGCAACUGCAUUCUUGCAUUUCCUUUUGUAUCUGGCACGAUUGUACGUACCAGUCAUUUUAAAAUGUUAUAGGGAAGGUGUAAGGAGGACAGUCUGUCCUUUUGUCCAUUUUAUGUUCUUGCCUACAACAUUGAAUCGUUACCGACAUGCUCUUCAACUCUUAGUCAUUUUUGUUGUAUGGUGUUUUACCUUUGCUUUUGUUCCAGGUCAAUAACGCACAGGUCCAGAUUCCAAAAUUUUGUUCUCUACAACCUAUGCCAAAAUCAUCACAACACUGUAUCGUCCCAACUCCUUGCCUAUGUUAACUACCGGCAACUUUGAGGGCCUCGAUUCUGUUUAAAGCUGGAGUUUUGUGUUUCUUUGUGUACCUUGGGCAAGUGCAUGUUGUUAUGCAGGAUGGAAGAAGUAUUUCACACAGUUUUCCUUAUUAAAAAGAAAUGACAUUUAAUAAAGCAUAGACUUCGUUUUUA
Messenger RNA from Ixodes scapularis (black-legged tick), 5801 nucleotides. It is a transcript of the gene Galphas, whose product is annotated as guanine nucleotide-binding protein G(s) subunit alpha. Gene Ontology annotation, molecular function: G-protein beta/gamma-subunit complex binding; G protein-coupled receptor binding; GTP binding. The transcript is spliced from 12 exons. Gene Ontology annotation, biological process: sensory perception of chemical stimulus; adenylate cyclase-activating dopamine receptor signaling pathway. Gene Ontology annotation, cellular component: heterotrimeric G-protein complex. The record is from RefSeq and is a predicted model, not a curated record. Bases 398 to 1576 code for a protein of 392 amino acids. NCBI's taxonomy places the organism in Eukaryota, Metazoa, Arthropoda, Arachnida, Ixodida, Ixodidae.